This is a messenger RNA of Nymphaea colorata (pocket water lily), 3805 nucleotides long. Its product is annotated as LRR receptor-like serine/threonine-protein kinase EFR. Gene Ontology annotation, molecular function: protein kinase activity; ATP binding; protein binding. Gene Ontology annotation, biological process: protein phosphorylation. Bases 36 to 3518 code for a protein of 1160 amino acids. The transcript has 2 exons. NCBI's taxonomy places the organism in Eukaryota, Viridiplantae, Streptophyta, Magnoliopsida, Nymphaeales, Nymphaeaceae. The record is from RefSeq and is a predicted model, not a curated record.
CAUCAAUUUCACUCAUCAAUCUGCAGUUUAUUAUUAUGACGACCUGCGGCUUUCCUCUUGAUCUCCUGCGGACCCAACUCCUUGUACUGUGUUGUUUCACCUUCACCGCGGCCUUCAGAUUCCAGGCGGGUUUAUCGACUCGUCUUCAGUACCUAAGCAAUGUUACAGACCAAACUGCGCUGCUCUCCUUCAAAUACAGCACCAAGGACCCUGCCAACGCCCUGUCCGACUGGAGCACCAGUGUCUCCUUCUGCAAUUGGCAUGGAGUUUUCUGCAGCCAUCGCAGACAGAGAGUUGUUGCUCUAAGCCUCAAUGGUAUGUCCCUGCAAGGUACGAUUUCUCCAAAUAUCGCCAACCUCUCCUUCCUCCAUUUCCUCGAUCUGGGCUCCAACUCUUUCCACGGGAGUCUUACCCUCGAACUUGGUCGGCUCUCCCGCUUAGAAUUCCUCGACCUGUCUCAAAACCAGUUGCAAGGGACAAUCCCGCCGAGCCUCUGUCGAUGUCGUCGUCUUCAACAGGUGGAUUUAGAGCACAACCAGUUGGAGGGCGUCCUCUCAGAAUGCUUGGGGAACUUGCCAGAUCUGUGGUCUCUCUCCCUUCGUGCCAAUCAGUUUGCUGGCACCAUUCCACUCGCUUUUGCAAACCUUUCAAAACUUGAGCGCAUUGAUUUGUCUCAUAACUACUUGGUAGGGAACAUACCUGAAGCACUAGGCAGCCUGUCCCAAUUGCGUAUCAUGAGACUGUCAUACAACAAUCUCACAGGCGUAGUGCCCCCUUCCAUCUUUAACAUCUCUCUUCUCCAAACCUUGGCUCUAACAGCCAAUGACCUUAGAGGGCAACUUCCACAGGAGGGCGUUACUGUUCCCAAUUUGCAGAUGCUUUACUUAAGCCACAACGGUUUCAGUGGGCAGAUGCCAAGGAGCUUGGCCAGUUGCCGGAAUCUACAAGAGCUUUCCUUAUCAUUCAACCAAUUUUCCGGCAGCAUUCCUUCAUGGUUGGGGGGUAGGCGUAACCUCACAAUGUUAUAUCUUGGUGGCAACAAGCUCACUGGCACAAUCCCACCUGUUUUGGCAAACCUCUCAGAACUCCAAUAUUUGGAUCUUUCUCAGAACAUGUUGCAUGGGAACAUUCCGAGUGGGAUAGGAACCUUAUCUCACUUGCGUUGGUUGAGUUUGGAAUUGAACAGCUUCACAGGCAUAGUGCCUCCAUCCAUAUUUAACAAUUCUGCUCUCCAAAUGUUAGCCCUGGCAUACAAUGAAUUUACAGGGUACCUUCCACAAGAAGUAGGACAUACGCUUCCUAAUCUCAAGGAAAUUUAUUUGGGUCGUAACCGUUUUCAUGGGCAGAUACCAGCAUCGCUAGCUAAUGCUACUGGUCUAGAGAUCAUCGACUUCAGCUCAAACCAGCUCAGUGGUUCGAUACCUUUAGAGUUAGGCAGCUUGAUACAACUCAAAAAAAUGGGUCUUUCAAAUAAUUUCUUAACCAGCCCGCCUAGUACCAUUGGAGAACUUUCUCUCAUUACUGCCUUGACGAAGUGUAGAAGUUUGGAAGCAUUCGACUUCUCAGACAACUCUCUUAAUGGUGUUCUUCCUGCAUCAAUCGGCAACCUGUCGACCAACAUCAGGAUCAUUAGCAUGGGGAGAAAUGAGAUUAGGGGCUCCAUUCCUUCUGGAAUUACCAACUUAACAAACCUAAAUAUAUUGAGUUUAGAACUAAAUGAAAUAAGCGGCAUCAUACCAUCGAAUAUUGAAAAGCUGCAUAACUUGCAGGGUCUCGUUCUAUCUAGGAAUAGGCUAGAGGGGCUCAUCCCGUCUCAACUUUACCAAAUCGUUAGCCUCGUAGAACUGAAUGUAAGUGAAAACAUGUUGUCUGGCGAAAUCUCAAGCUCAAUAGCCAACCUCAGCAAUCUGCAAAAGUUAGACCUUCACGCAAACAAUCUAUCUGCAGAAGUGCCACCAACCUUUUGGGAGAUGGAAGCUUUAGUAUCGAUCCUUCUGCAGGACAACUCCUUGACUGGAUCUCUUCCUCUUGAGAUUGGAAAUUUGGGUGCAGUAUACUGGAUGGACUUUUCAGGGAACCAGUUAUAUGGGGACUUGCCUGCGUCAUUGACGAAGCUCCAGAUGCUUCAAUAUCUAAAUCUCUCCAAGAACUCAUUUUCGGGUCAUAUCCCCCAAAAACUUGAUGGAAUGGUGAACUUGGAAACACUUGACCUUUCUUAUAACUCUUUGUCUGGUGAAAUUCCAAAGUCGUUGGGGCUAUUGAGAAGUAUCAAGAGCUUGAACCUGUCUUUUAAUCAAUUGGAAGGAGAAAUUCCAAGUGAUGGGAUUUUUGCUAACCUUACUGCUGAUUCGUUUGUCGGAAAUUUUGCACUAUGUGGAGCUCCGAAAUUUCAAGUGCCAGUGUGUCCCGGCAAGAAGAAGAACCACCAGAUAUCCAAUGUGAGCAUUAAAACAAUUAUGGCUUGUACAAUUGGAGGCUUCAUUGUCCUUGUCAUUAUCAUCCUGCUCCUUAUUAAAUCAUACAGAAAAAAGCGAGCUCCACAACAUCACAACUCGGUUGAACUGUUCUCCGAAACGGGGCAUCCUUUGAUCUCAUAUAGAGAGAUAUUACAUGCUACCAAGAACUUCAGUCAUUCAAAUUUGAUUGGACGUGGAAGUUUCGGCUCUGUUUACAAAGGAAUCCUUUUUGAUGGAAGAACAGUAGCAGUGAAAGUUCUAAAUUUGCUGUUUGAGGGGGCAGAAAACAGCUUCAACGUCGAGUGCGAGGUCAUGAGAAAAGUCAGACAUCGAAACCUUUUAAGGAUUAUUACUUCCUGCUCCAACGCAGAGUUCAAAGCUUUGGUUGUUCAGUAUAUGCCAUGUGGAAGUCUAGAGCAUUGCUUGCAUACGAGUUCUCAGAACUUAAAUCUUCUCCAAAGAUUGAACAUCUUGAUCGACAUAGCUUGUGCCAUGGAAUACCUUCACCAUGAUUUCUCUGAGCCAGUAAUCCAUUGCGACUUGAAGCCAAGCAACGUGCUUUUAGAUGACAAAAUGACAGCAUACGUUGCUGAUUUUGGUAUCGCUAAGCUGUUAGUGGGAAGAAAGUCAUACACGCUUACAGAAACUCUCGGAACAACAGGAUAUAUAGCUCCGGAAUUUGGGCAGACUGGAAAAGUAUCAGCUAAGGCCGACGUCUACAGCUAUGGGGUUCUUCUCCUGGAGACCUUUACAAGAAGAAGGCCUACAGACCCGAUGUUUGCGGAGGGCUGUAGCUUGAGGCAGUGGGUAGCUGAAGCACUUCCUCAUGCGCUUCUAGAGGUUGUAGAUGGAAGCCUUCUGAAGGAGGAAGAUGGUACAAGCUGCAAUGGGAUGCAGGAGCUUGCAGGAAAAUGGACGACCAGAAAUGAGCUUCUUGUGUCCAUCAUGCGAGUGGGCUUGUCAUGUUCCAGGGAGUCUCCGACGGAGAGGAUGGACAUGAGAGAGGUUGUAGCUCGACUGAAGAAGAUCCAAGAAGAGCUGCGCAUCUCAGAAAUGACUUAACGGAUCAAGAAACCUGGCUUUCUGAAGUAUGAUCUUAAUGGUGUUUUUGAUGCUAAGAGUUCCUCUGUUCGUGGCUCUUGUUGCUUAAUUUCAGUUGUCAGUAUUUGCUCGAUUGUUUGUGUCUGGCAGUCUGGGAAUUAUCAACUCAUGUUUCAUCCGUUGCACCAACCUCCUUGGAUGCCACCUAUUUAUAAUUACUGUUCCAUUGUUGCAAAUAAAAGUAUUCCAAAUUUGGAAGAAAACAAAUAAUUUUUUUGGUAGAAGUUAUCCAUGAAAAAUCAUUUGCA